GCUCGCCAUUGGCUGCAGGCGCUGUCCCGUCAGACGGCGGAGGGGCGUGACGGGCUGGCAGCGAGCUCCUGUCCCGCCCCAGGCCCGCAGCUGCGGCCGGACUCGGAGCGUGGGGAGCCGGGGCCGCUGCGCCGCAGGGAGCUGCGCCGCGGGGCCUGCCGGACAGACGGGCACCAUGGUGGAGUACUACGAAGUGCUGGGCGUGCCCCGAAACGCCUCCUCGGACGACAUCAAGAAGGCGUACAGGAAGGCGGCGCUGAAAUGGCACCCGGAUAAGAACCCGGAGAACAAGGAACACGCCGAGCGGAAGUUCAAAGAGAUCGCGGAGGCCUACGAAGUUCUGUCGGACAAGGAGAAGCGAGACAUCUACGACCGCUAUGGCAAGGAAGGCCUCAUGGGAGCAGCAGGGCCUGGGGGAUCAAGAGCCGACGUGGGAGUCCCCGAAUUCACCUUCACCUUCCGCAGCGCCCACGACGUCUUCCGGGAGUUCUUCGGCGGGCGGGAUCCCUUCGCUGACCUCUUCGAUGAGAUGCUGCCGUUCUCAGAGCUGCGGGGAACUGGCCUCCGACACCCCGGAUCAGGCUCCUUCUUCUCCUCUUUCCCGGCAUCCUCAGAUUUCUUCUCCUCGUCCUUCAGCCCCGGCACCGACCCUGGAAUCGGCUUCCGCUCGGUUUCCACCUCCACCACCUUCGUCAACGGCAAACGCAUCACCACGAAGAGGAUUGUGGAGAACGGGCAGGAGCGGGUGGAGGUGGAAGAGGACGGGGAGCUGAAAUCGAUCCACGUUAAUGGUGUCCCUGACGACAUGGCGCUGGGGCUGGAGCUGAGCCGCCGGGAGCAGCAGGCCCUCCUGGGCCAGGCCCCGCACUCGCCCCCUGCGCCGCCGCGGCCCCGCGGCUCGUCCCCAGUCUGCCUGUACACGGACAGCGAGGAGGAGGACGAGGACCUGCAGCUGGCGAUGGCCUACAGCCUGUCGGAGAUGGAGGCCGCGGGGCAGCACAGAGCAGGUUGUGGUGACCUGUAUCUGAGCUGUUAAUGGAUAAAUGACCCUGUGCUAAUUGCCAGGAUGUUUGGGAGAAGGAGAGUUGAGCCUUUUGUUUUCUCAG
Messenger RNA from Mauremys reevesii (Reeves's turtle), 1106 nucleotides. Its product is annotated as dnaJ homolog subfamily B member 2-like. Gene Ontology annotation, biological process: protein refolding; positive regulation of proteasomal ubiquitin-dependent protein catabolic process. The record is from RefSeq and is a predicted model, not a curated record. The transcript has 10 exons. Gene Ontology annotation, molecular function: ATPase activator activity; Hsp70 protein binding. Gene Ontology annotation, cellular component: endoplasmic reticulum membrane; cytosol. NCBI's taxonomy places the organism in Eukaryota, Metazoa, Chordata, Testudines, Geoemydidae. The coding region runs from base 176 to 1036 and encodes 286 amino acids.